AUGACAAACCAAGUGAGCCUUGUAGACAAACGGAUGCGAGAUGGUACAGAAGGACCAAUGAUCGACACCAACAACAAACGACGAAAGGUGAUUGCUGCCGAAGUCACCAAGGUCAACGAAAACAAGACAUCAUCAACUAAAGUGGAUCCAACGGAAUUGGCGUCCGCCUUUGCCUUGGCGUCUCUUGCCUCUAUCUCAACGUCAACGACACCACGAACCAACAACAAGAGCAAACAAGAUAAAGAAGAUAGUGUCAAGAAGGCUGAUACGUUUGAAGAAGCCCGAUCCCCAAAACCCGAAGAACCUCCCAUGUCUCCAGAGCACAGAAACUCGAGUCACAGGGAAGAACGCUCAGAAGCACCCAAGGAAGCUGCUGUCCCCAGUAGCCCAUCUACUCCGGAAGAUUCUGAUAUUACCAUGAGCCGACGAGUGCACUAUGCUCCACACGGCAAGCACUUCAUGCCAUCACCAGCCACCCCACAUGCAGCUGGUGAUUCCAGUAUUCGAUCACCAGCCCCGCCAACACCCAACCCAACAAGAAGAUUGAUUGUUCCUCCAAGGCAGAUGGCUCCUCGACCACCAGCAAUACACUUGGCAAGACCACCUCCUCCACACUACAUGAGCAGUCCAAUGAACAGUGGUUUCGCUCGGUUCCCGUCGCCUCGUCAAGCUCACAUGCAUCCACAACACAUGUUCCAUCCACAUUCUCCACAUCACCACUCUAUUCACCACCCUCAAAAUCCUCAUCAUCUUCAACAAUCACCAAGAGGAUGGUACUCUGCUCCCAACCCGCACAUGUAUCCUCCUCCGCGCAGCUUGAUGCAGCCACCACUGCAGCACCCCGAAAAGCCCUGGAUCUGCGAUCACUGCAAUGUGGCAGCCUUUGCUACCUAUGAAGGUGCCUGUUCUCACGAAGCCAUCUGCAGACAUCGCCUUUCCAACCAUGCCCAUAGCUUGCGCAGUGGAAGUGAAGACGAACGAAUUGGCGUUGAGGAAGCUCCGCAAUCCAAGCCAGCCCCCUCGUCUGCUGCCACAGUCACCAAUCAAAAGUUCUAUGAAGGAUCUCGAUCCUUGUCCAUGAAGGAUGACAAUGAAUGGUUGUCUGAAAUCAACUGUUUCGUUCGAGACCGUUGUAUUGAAGUCUUUUCGGCAACUCCAGAAGAUGUGGCUCGCACCUCCAAGCGCGCUGGAAGACUGGUGGAAGGCCAAGUGGGCAUUCGCUGCACGUUUUGCACCGACUGUCCCGCAAAGGACAAGUCGGUGGGAGCCAUUUCGUUUCCCACAUCGGUCGGUGGAAUUUACGAUGCCGUCAAGAGAUGGCAGCGAAUCCACUUGGAAGUCUGUGAGCACGUUCCUGAAAACGUCCGCACCAAGCUCAAUGCCUUGGCCAACAGCAACGUUUGGGUACCAACGACUCGCCAGUAUUGGGCCGACUCGGCCUUGGCUUUGGGAAUGAUGGAUACUCCAGAUGGUAUCCGAUUUGCCAAGGAUCCUUCGGAGCCAGUGAGCAAGGGUUUCAAGAUGAAAUUGGCCAGAGCUUCUGCUGCUACACAACAAACCGACAAGGUCGAAGCUGGUUCUUCCAAUCGCGAAGCAGCAGCAACUACAAUGAAAACCACCACCCAAGGGGGGUCAUCGAGCAACCACUACGUCGUUGCACCAGAAGACCAGGGAUCCAUUCCACCAUAUGUUCAUUUUUUGAUGAGCCAAGUGGAGCCAUGCCAGUUCACUGAAGCGGAUCGAUUUGUGGCUCGCUCCAAGGGACCCGUUGGCUACCCAGGAUUCCAGUGCCGUCACUGCAAUGGACAUGCUGGUUUGGGGAAGUACUUUCCAGUCUCGUCCAAGAGUCUUGCUACCAACUCUACUAGUCAAAACAUCCACGCGCAUUUGCUCAAGUGCCGCAAGUGUCCACAACCGACCAAGGAUCAAUUGUUGCAACUCAAGAUUCAAAAGAGUCGAUCCGCUCGAAUGGAACCAGGUUGGCGAAAGAUCUUCUUUGACAAGGUUUGGGCACGACUUCACGCCGGAAACAAUGGUGUCAAGAAUAUGUAA
This is a messenger RNA of Cylindrotheca closterium, 2052 nucleotides long. The record is from the annotation of a GenBank genome assembly. NCBI's taxonomy places the organism in Eukaryota, Bacillariophyta, Bacillariophyceae, Bacillariales, Bacillariaceae.